This is a messenger RNA of Silurus meridionalis, 2926 nucleotides long. RefSeq names its product ring finger protein 167 (gene rnf167). The transcript is spliced from 10 exons. Gene Ontology annotation, molecular function: ubiquitin protein ligase activity. The record is from RefSeq and is a predicted model, not a curated record. Gene Ontology annotation, cellular component: nucleoplasm; cytoplasm. Gene Ontology annotation, biological process: ubiquitin-dependent protein catabolic process; protein ubiquitination; positive regulation of DNA-templated transcription. NCBI's taxonomy places the organism in Eukaryota, Metazoa, Chordata, Actinopteri, Siluriformes, Siluridae. The coding region runs from base 234 to 1427 and encodes 397 amino acids.
GAAGUGCGCCUCUACAAGGCUGGCCUUGUUGCUGAAGCGUAAACACACGGAAACAACAAAAGGAGAAUUUCGACGUUUUGGAAUGACGAAGCUGAAAAGUUCUGGGUUCUGCUUUUUUCCCUCCUGGAGUUAAAAAAGUAGGUUUUCACCCCGAGGUUGGAGUUUGUAUAAUAAGAAGACGAUAAGGAGGAGAAAAGGAGAGUUUAUUCAGGAAGAUCUUCGGACUGAACAGGAUGGUGUGUGUGUGGUGUGUAGAGGGAGGUUUAAGGACGUUGACCUUUGUCCUCUGCUCCAUGCUGACCUUCUCCCCUGGACAUGCGUACAUCUACGUUCAUCUGAAUAAUAUGAGCUCGAUGUUGUUGGAGGACUGGCCUGCGCUCUUCGGGUCUCCUCUUCCCCGAGACGGACUGAUGGGUUUUCUGGUUGAGUCUCGUCCUCUGAAUGCCUGCGCUCCAAUAGAACCUCCUCCUGCCGCUCCCACGUCUUCUGAUCCAAACAGCACCGCGGGGUUCGUGGUUCUGAUCCGACGCUACGACUGUAACUUCGAUAUAAAGGUGCUUCACGCUCAGCAGGCCGGGUACAGCGCCGCUAUCGUCCACAACGUCUACUCAGACGUCCUGCUCAGCAUGAACUACAGCAACGAAACGAUAGCUGAAGAGAUCGAAAUCCCAUCCGUCUUCACCAGCUACUCCGCCUCCAAGAUCCUCCGUGGUUUCAUUAAAACAGACCAGGGAGCCUACGUGAUCCUGAAGCCUGAUUUCUCCUUCCCCAUCACCUUCUACCUCAUUCCCUUCACCGGCAUCGUGGGGCUCAUCAUCAUCGUCAUGGUGGUUAUACUGGUGGUGCGCUGUGUGCAGUACAGGAAGAGCCUGAGGAAGAACAGACUGACGAAAGAGCAGCUGAAGAAAAUCCCCAUUCACAAGUUCACUAAAGGUGAUGCAUAUGACGUGUGUGCGAUCUGCCUGGAUGAGUACGAAGAGGGAGAUAAGCUGCGGGUGCUGCCAUGUUCACACGCUUAUCACAGCCGGUGUGUGGACCCCUGGCUCACUCAGACCAAGAAGACGUGUCCCGUGUGCAAGCAGCGAGUCACGCGUACCAAUCCCGAGUAUUCCGACUCGUCCGACUCCGAGGAAGAGGCGGGGCCUCCCACAGUUAACGAGGAAGAGGGCGGGGUUUUCAGCGAAGAACAUUCCGAGCGCACGCCUUUGCUCCACCCGUCCCCUCUAUCCUACGAGGCUACGGUCGCCACGGUGACCAUCGCGGCGCAGUGUCUGCCUCAGCGCGACUCGCCCCUGCUAGAAUACGACGGUUACUACUCGCCCAUGGAGGGCUCCGAGGAGGACACGGAGGAAACGGAGGACGACGCCGGCGAAGACGUUGACGAUGACACGGCGCAGCUGAUCGGACGCGGAGCCGUCAGGGUGUGAGAGCAAAGCAUCAUGGGAAGGAGAAUGAAAAACACAAGGCUUUUCAGGCUUUUAUUUCUUUUGUUUUGUUUUUCUUGUAAAACCUAAUUUGUUCCGGAGCUAAUCGCUAGAAGUUGCAGCAAGCUGACGAUUUUAGAAUUAGGAAGUGAACCAGCGCCCCCUUGAGGUAACUCUCCUUCAGGACAGGCUGCUACAGCAGGAAAGAGGCGUCGUUUCCUUUCGAGUCUUCUGUACCGAGAGAGAGCAGGUUCCUUGUUUAAUAAGAACAGAGGCAGGAUUUUACGAAUGUAACAUGCGUACACGCUGAUUAUUGUGCAAUACGGCCCUGACGCCAGUUGUGUGUGUGUGUUUUUUUUUUUUUAAUAUAGUAGAUAGGAAAGUCCCCAGUAAUCGAUAUAAAACAAUAUUCCACUAUAUAUCACACAAAUCCCCACUGAAAUUUGCUGCCAGAUAAACAUCUGCAUUAAACCAGACUCAUGUUUGGGGGGGGUUGUUUUUUUUUUUUUUUUAACAAAUCUGGAUUAUCUGAGACUGAGUCCUGUAUCAGUGCUGCAGGAUCAUCAUAAUAACUAACAAAGUGAGAUAUAGUGCUUUUUUUUUCUUUCUCUUUCCUGUUCUUCAUUUUUAACACACAUUCAUUAUGAAAACACACGUGUCUAAUAACACUAUGCUUCAGUUCUAUAACUGACUGUAUAUUACGCUUCUCUUUGUCCUGCUUAAGACUUUACUGUUAAUGGCGUGUCUCAGUGAGUUUUUUUUUUUUUUUUUAUAUAUAUGCUGUGUUUUGUUUUGUUUAGUUUUUUUCGACAGUAAGCGACUUUUCCAAACCACUCAAAUGUCAGAACGUGAAAGUGCAGUUCAAUCCCCCAAAAAUUCCACCAUUCAGUAUUCCGUGUUCUCCAGCUUAUCCAGGGUGUCUUAUCAUUUUAUUGCGCUGGAUCUACGUAGCGAACAAGAGCGUUAUGCUAAAACGCACGCUAAUCGCACGAGUUUUUACCCACGUGUGCUCCAAUUUGAAAUCCUAAAGACUCGAAUGUAGCGUUGCGUUUUUUUUCUUCUUCUGUCGUCUCUUUUGUUGACAUUAAUAAGAAAGUAAACAAGUGACGAGCGUGAAUUUUAAUUUGCGAGCCGCAAUGAAUUAAAUGGAGCACUCGCUUACCGUAAUCCGACUCUCUUUAAGACCUGCUCGGAGUUUUGUGACCCCUUUUUUUUUUUUUUUAUUUAAAUUAGACCACAUCUGUUUAAUGUCUUGAAAAAAAAAAAAAGUGUGUGUGUGUGUGUGUGUGAGAAUUGAAUUGUAAACACGGUUUGAAUAACACUAAUCGAAUACUGUUAUGGCACACAACUGGGACCACUCACUUCAUGUUCUUCUUUUUUUGUUAUGGUGAGAUGUUUGAAAGGUGCAAGAGAGAGAGAGAGCGAGAGAGAGAGAGAGUGAGAGAGCAUACUUAAUGUACUACACUGUUUAGCUUCGGUGCCAUAAAGUGGAUUUUUAUCUA